AUGGCUCUUCGAUCUUCCAUCUCGCCAUCCUCAUCCACCAAGACCCAGAUUCAGACCGCCAUCAUGAGUCCUGGCAUCAGCUCACGUCUACUGCCCCAUUUUCUCCAUCACAUCGUUGCCGUGACCUCCACCUUUCACUCGUCGCCCUCGCUGCAACAUCUACCCUUUCGGCACCAUCGUCUUGUGCCUGACUGGUCGAUCGACUGUCGUCUCAUGCAGGUGGGCCAGUCGACACCGCCUGCGCACCCCACGGCCGGCUUCCAGUUGGCUCGUCACCCGCAUUGGCCUACUGUCGUGGCCUUUGCCCUCCGGAUCGCCCCCCUGGAAUCCCACGCACUCGACCAUUCUAUCACCUUCCACAACCCACGAUGCCACAGCAAAUGGGCAGGCCACUGGGCUUUCGAGCUGCAAGACUCUGGAGACACCCCCAAAGGACCCAUGUUCGCUUUCUUCCCACGGCUUGCACCACUCGCACGUCCUCAUCUACUCAUGAGCUUGUCACAUCCAUCCACCAUGACGAAGUAUGGGGUCGCCUGCUCACGUCUCUUAUCCCAUGAUACUUUUAUGACGAACCCUCUCAAACAGUUAGUGUGCAUGUCUCAGGAUCCCAUCACAAAAGGUCACCGGUCGACAGCACCCUCAAACGAGCAGAGAAGCAGGUACUAUGUACGCCAUCUCGUCGAUGGGCUUGGUUUCCAUCUCAGUUUGGUGGACGCCCCACGCCCGGCCGUGGAUGUUGUUGUGCCCACGUGA
This is a messenger RNA of Verticillium alfalfae VaMs.102, 753 nucleotides long. RefSeq lists its product with no specific name. The transcript has a single exon. NCBI's taxonomy places the organism in Eukaryota, Fungi, Ascomycota, Sordariomycetes, Glomerellales, Plectosphaerellaceae. The coding region runs from base 1 to 753 and encodes 250 amino acids. The record is from RefSeq and is a predicted model, not a curated record.